This is a messenger RNA of Physeter macrocephalus (sperm whale), 810 nucleotides long. Its product is annotated as SWI/SNF-related matrix-associated actin-dependent regulator of chromatin subfamily D member 1-like. The record is from RefSeq and is a predicted model, not a curated record. The transcript has a single exon. Lineage: Eukaryota; Metazoa; Chordata; Mammalia; Artiodactyla; Physeteridae.
AUGGAGGCUGGGGCAGGUUUCCAGUCUGUGGCUCUGAGCGGCAGCGCUGGAGCCUCAGGAGGAGCGGGCGCGGAGGCUGCCCUAGGCCCAGGUGGGACUCCAGGGCCUCCGGUACGAAUGGGCCCGGCACUGGGUCAAGGGCUGUACCGCUCCCCGAUGCCCGGAGCGGCCUAUCCGAGACCAGGUAUGCUACCAGGCAGCCAAACGACACCUCAGGGACCUUCCAUGGGACCCCCUGGCUAUGAUGGGAGCCUUUCAGUCCGACCUGGCCUGGCCCAGUCAGGGAUGGACCAGUCCCGCAGGAGACCCGUUCCUCAGCAGAUCCAGCAGGUCCAGGAGAAGGCGGUCCAGAAUCGGAACCACAGUGCAAAGAAAAAGAAGAUGGCUGACAAAAUUCUACCUCAAAGUAUUCGUGAACUGGUACCAGAAUCCCAGGCCUAUAUGGAUCUCUUGGCUUUUGAAAGGAAACUGGACCAGACUAUCAUGAGGAAAUGGCUAGAUAUCCAGGAGGCCUUGAAACAUCCCAUCAGGUCAGCCUUGUACAAAUAUGAUGCCACCAAACAAAAGAGGAAGUUCUCUUUUUUUAAGUCCUUGGUGCUCGAACUGGACAAGGACCUGUAUGGGCCAGACAACCAUCUGAUAGAAUGGUACAGGACCACCACUACCCAGGAGACAGAUGGCUUCGAAGUGAAGUGGCCAGGAGAUGUGAAUGUACGGUGUACUGUCCUGCUGAUGCUGGAUUUCUAGCCUCCUCAGUUUAAAUUAGACCCUCCUCUGGCUCGGCUGCUGGGCAGGGUAUAUGCCCAGUAG